AUGCUAAGGCUGUGGAUUGGCCGAGCCGGUCGCGCACCGCAUGCGAUCUGCUCCCGUGCCGUUCCCGCGCAUUCUUGCCGCGAGCCGCGAGGUGAACAACCGGCGCGCACGUCGUCGUCCUUGGAGCCGCGUGCUCCUUUCUACACAGCCUCCAUCAACCAAGGGUUACCACAUUUCCGUUGGAACUGGAUACUGGAUACAUCUGGGCCGGUUCUCUACCGUCCAAUUAACGAUGAUAAUUACUGUGAAUAUGUGAACUCGCUCGGUUUAGUUGCUAGUUCUUUUUAUAAUCAUGGAAACGCGUUGAGUUGUUUGUUUGUUUCUUUACUUUGUGUUCAAGAAGCUUCUCAGUACGAUGCAAAUGAUCUCUUCGUCUACAGCAAGAACUAA
Messenger RNA from Spodoptera exigua (beet armyworm), 390 nucleotides. The record is from the annotation of a GenBank genome assembly. NCBI's taxonomy places the organism in Eukaryota, Metazoa, Arthropoda, Insecta, Lepidoptera, Noctuidae.